AUGUUUGUAACGUAGAGAUAGUCUACAAUAGCUUGUCCUCAAGAAGAAGGAAAUAUGAAGAUCAUUAUUAAUUUGACCCCUUUAGAUGAAGUAGAUCAUGGUUUGUUUUUAUAUAAUGACUUCAUAAAAAUUCCCACAAGAACUGAAUACAAUUUGAAUUCUUAAGAUUUAGCUGUUUAGCAUUUGGUUUCCAAUUAAGUUAGAAAUAUUUUAAGAAACCAAGCAAGAUAAAAUAAACUUAAUUAUUCUAAAAAGCAGAUUUAACAUAAUAAGAAUUGA
Messenger RNA from Tetrahymena thermophila SB210, 279 nucleotides. RefSeq lists its product as hypothetical. NCBI's taxonomy places the organism in Eukaryota, Ciliophora, Oligohymenophorea, Hymenostomatida, Tetrahymenidae. The transcript is spliced from 2 exons. The record is from RefSeq and is a predicted model, not a curated record.